AUGACCAUUGGAUUGCUUGCAAUGUUGUCUGUAGACAAUCUUGAUCUUUCUUUUCUGCUUUUCAACUUUUAUGGCCCCAUCAAAUUUGAGGACAAGCUUAUGGUGUGGAACGAAGUUGCUGCUCAGAUUAACAUGAUGGGUAAAGAUAAGGCCAUUUUGGCUGGCGACUUCAAUGCCCUGCUAGACAUGGAUGAGAAGGUGGGGGGUCUGAGGAAGCCUACGAAAGUGAUGGAAGAUUCCAGGGAGUUCAUAUCCAACUGCAAUUUAGUCAAUAUCAUACAAAAAAAUGGCAAAUUCACAUGGACCAAUAGAAGGCGAAACUUCGCAAACAUCUCUGAGCGAUUGGAUCGUUUCUUGGUCGGGGAAUGGUGGAUUAAUGGUAACAAGUCAUUAUUUUCAGAAAUUGCUCCACAUGUGGGAUCAGAUCACCUUCCACUUAUUUUAUCCAUAUCACAGGAAUUUAGAGACAACUUGAAAGCUUGGUGGCAAGAAAGUAAUGUUUACUCUGGUUCUCCAAGCUUUAAAUUUGUUAAAAGGAUGCACUAUCUGAAGAACAAAAUCAAAGCUUGGAAUAAGUACACCUUCAAAAAUAUUCACUUCGAAAAAAUUAGAAUAGAGAAAGAAUUGGAAGUAAAUGGCAAUCAGACUAUGAGGCUCGGCAUGACCAAUGUGGAAUAUGAGUUGGAAAGGACACUCAAAGCCCAAUACAUGGAAAUUUUGGGGCAGGAAGAGCUCUAUUGGAAAGACAAAUCAAGGGAACUAUGGAUUGUUGAUGGCGAUCUCAACACAAAAUUCUUUCAUGCCUCCUCAAAAUCCAGAAGGAUUAAAAAUAAAAUAUGCGUUGUCAAGGAUGUGAAUGGGGUGGUUAAACAGGCCCCUGGAGACAUUGAACAGAUGGCAUUGAGGCACUUCAUGAAGAUUUUGGGGUAA
Messenger RNA from Cryptomeria japonica (Japanese cedar), 930 nucleotides. RefSeq lists its product as uncharacterized. The transcript is spliced from 2 exons. The record is from RefSeq and is a predicted model, not a curated record. Bases 1 to 930 code for a protein of 309 amino acids. Lineage: Eukaryota; Viridiplantae; Streptophyta; Pinopsida; Cupressales; Cupressaceae.